UGGUCUGUAGAGCCCUAAGCGCAUUCUUAAUAACUGAAGGGAUGUAUAGUUUACUUCCACCCAUAUGAGGUCGCUGGUCGUGCCUGGCCCAUGGUAUUCUCAAGAAUCAUCGUCGGCCUCCUCAUUUUUGAGGUGACCUCAGCCGGCAUUUUUGCUUUGAAAAGGGCAUUUGAACUUUCAGCUCUUUGUGCACCACUCAUAAUAGUCACCAUACUUUUCAAACUUGUUAUGGACUCUGCUUAUAACCGCAGCUCUCAAGUCAUCCCACUUCAAAUGUUAACACAAAAGUUUGGUUCGGAUCAACUACAAUAUCCAGCUGCAUUGGCAGCUCAGCAACAAAAUGGUGAACUCAGUCCAUCAGCGGUAGAAGACCCACCAGAGCGAGCUCCAGCGAGAAGGAGGACAGUGCUAGACGAUGAUGACUACGAAGCAGAACCUGUUGAACAAACAGAUUUCAAAGAGCCACCCAUGACCUUGUUUGACGGUAUACUCAAUACUGGUAUGAAGCGGUUUGGGCAUCCUGUCAUUGUCGGUGUCUUGCCUCAAUUAUGGCUUCCAGUGAAAGGGGGACACCAAAUGCAGCGCCGAAGAUCACGAUACAUUCGGCCGUCGGUAUCAACAGCUUCACUUCGUAUCAAAAGAUCAUCUUCACGAGCCGUGGCUCAAAAUGGAAAUGCGGACCAGGUCGGUCAAGGUCUUGCUCAACCGGAAUACCAAGAAGAACCUCAGGACAUGGAAGCGGAUGAAAGGUCAGGUCUGUUAUCUAAUGGCGAAACUGCCGUACAAGUUGAAGAUGAAGCAAACACUUCUGAAAACACCCGUGAAGAUUCUGACUAUGAUACAGAAGAAGACGGCAUCAAUGCAACGUAUUACCAUCAUCCAGAACGAAGACGUUCUAGAACAGACGUUUUGGCUACUACUGAUAAUAUAUCCACAACUCCAACGUAAUAAUAUACCUUAACAUUUAUUACGUACGUAGUUCCCCCCCCCCCCCGAAAUAAAUAGCGGGUCAAAGUUUGAGUAAAGUAUAUCGUAGCUCCUAUCUGCUACUUUACGC
This is a messenger RNA of Umbelopsis ramanniana AG, 1057 nucleotides long. RefSeq lists its product as uncharacterized. The transcript has a single exon. The record is from RefSeq and is a predicted model, not a curated record. NCBI's taxonomy places the organism in Eukaryota, Fungi, Mucoromycota, Umbelopsidomycetes, Umbelopsidales, Umbelopsidaceae. The coding region runs from base 91 to 948 and encodes 285 amino acids.